Messenger RNA from Galendromus occidentalis (western predatory mite), 912 nucleotides. RefSeq lists its product as uncharacterized. Gene Ontology annotation, cellular component: spindle pole; centrosome; centriole. Bases 1 to 912 code for a protein of 303 amino acids. The record is from RefSeq and is a predicted model, not a curated record. Gene Ontology annotation, biological process: trans-Golgi to periciliary membrane compartment transport; microtubule anchoring at centrosome. NCBI's taxonomy places the organism in Eukaryota, Metazoa, Arthropoda, Arachnida, Mesostigmata, Phytoseiidae. The transcript is spliced from 6 exons.
AUGAAUAUUGCCGUUUCCUGCUACGAUACCGAUCGCGCCUUGAAUGAAUGUGAAUGCCGUGAUCCAUUGAAAUUCUAUGCUAUUGAGGCGCUCCUGACGAAAUCCUCGAAGCCGGCUACACCGCGACCUCCACCAACCCAUUAUGUUCGGGCGAUCGUCAAGGAGCGCAUCUUCGACACGAUACUCGGAGAGGAAGUGAAAUUUGUUCAUCAAAGAGCUAUGCAGUCGGUCAGCGUCGGCAGGAGAGCCCAGCUGCAGGCCACGCCUCGACGACUGAUGAUAUUCUGCGAGGGUCACCAUGGGAACGAAAACACCGUCCUACUGGAGCGUGCUGGCCUACGGAGUACCAUCAAGACGCGCCUCAUACAUGUAGCUUUCGUACUCGUACGGUUCCUUUCUGGAAGUUUCAUGGAGACAGGUGUCAGCGUCGUUGAGAGGAAUCGAAUCAAAAAGAUUGGAAUUAUACUGAAGGGCACCCCCAAAUUGGUCGUCGUAUAUGAGCGUGAUAGAAGGUUCCGUAGGAGAUCAAUGCCAGUCAGAGGUAUUUACCGGAACAGCGAUCUGAAGAUCAUCACGGCCGAGCUGUCGAAAAAACAUGAUGUCCUCGGGGAACUACAAAGUCUACAAAUCGAGAAGUUACUUUCCAUAGUGCAGGAGACGGUCCGAGGGAGCUCGGUGAAGGAUGCGAUCGCCUUUGCCACAAAAAAGUACUCUCUCGAUCCAGAGGAAGAUCUCAAUGUACUCGACGAUAAGGCUCUCGAAGUGAAGAAAGAGUUGAUGUCUUCGAGCUUCCAGAAAAACUCUGUGAAGCCAGGGGAUCCAAAUUUCAAAUAUGAUGUUGAAGUCGACUUCAACACCUUCGAAACUUCCGCUGGCUGGGAUAGCGACAGCGACGAAGUUGUCGAUUUCUGA